UCAUUAAAUCACCAAUAAUUGCUCUCUCAUAGUCUCACUUAUCAUUUUACAAUUAUAUACAUACAUAUAUACAUUAUAUAUACAUUUAUUACAAGCUACAUAACCGCUCAAAAUCGUACAAUUUUUUUACUAAAGUUUUCAUAACAGCCAAUUUUUGUAGUAAAUUUACUGAAAUGGCUGCUUCAGGGUCUCAAUUAAGUAAAUCCCAGAUCCAGAUUAUGAAAACUUCAAUUAUGUUACUAAACCUACCUUCUUCAAAUGCUCAAAUUGUUGAUGUUUUGGAGCAAAUGGAGCAAAUUCUAUCUGGGGUGAAGCAAUCGCCUUCCAAAUCCAUGCUUCAAGUACUGGAUCCAAUAUCCAAGGCACUGAUUGCUCAAGAACUGGUGAUACAUCCUGACAUGAAUGUGAAUAUCUCAGUUGCAUGUUGCAUCUGUGAGAUCAUGAGGAUUAUGGCACCAGAAUACCCAUAUAGCAAUAAACAAAUGAAGCAUUUCUUUGAAAUGGUCGUAAGCACGUUCGAGAAACUAUCUUCUGCAUCUGGUGGAUGCUAUAAGAAGAUGGCUAAAGUUCUCAAAAUAUUUCGCAAGUACAGAUUGUGUGUGCUGAUACUGGACAUAGACUUGGAUGGAUGUGAACUAAUAGUUCGACUAUUCAAACAUUUUUUAACCUUUGCCGACUCGAAUUCGUCUGCUAUCGUAUACGAGAUGGAGAAAAUUAUGACCAUGAUCAUAGAGGAAAGUAAGGAGCUCAAGCAUGAGCUUCAAUGUAAUGUAGUUGCAAGUGUGAAAAGGAAUAAUCAGAUUACUUCACAUGUUUGUUGGCAACUAGGGGAAAAGGUUCUCAUGAACUGUGCUGCUCAGCUAAAACCAGAUCUGCCAGAAAUGGGACGAGAUAUGAGCAUUGCUCUUUAUGAUUAUUCGAAGAUGGUUGUACAUAUCUGCAAAACUGCAUCAGAAAAUUACAAUACGGUGGCUAACAAAAUGAUUCCAUAUACGACUGAGAUACUCAAUUUGGGGAAAGAUACAACUAACAGGAGAAAACUUGAGUGCAUCAAGACUGUAAGGCAUUUUCAACAAGGCCCUGAAGAUUCAAAGAAAGAUGAGAAGAUAACUCUUUCAUUCGAUGAUCCAUCAAUGCCAUCCAAAUCUGGAACAGAACUAAAGGUACAAAAUGCCAGAGAAAUAAUACUCCGUGGAAGAAAAAUAUAA
Messenger RNA from Erigeron canadensis, 1208 nucleotides. RefSeq names its product sister chromatid cohesion protein PDS5 homolog B-B-like. Gene Ontology annotation, biological process: mitotic sister chromatid cohesion; DNA repair. The coding region runs from base 174 to 1208 and encodes 344 amino acids. NCBI's taxonomy places the organism in Eukaryota, Viridiplantae, Streptophyta, Magnoliopsida, Asterales, Asteraceae. Gene Ontology annotation, cellular component: nucleus; chromatin. The transcript has 6 exons. The record is from RefSeq and is a predicted model, not a curated record.